AUGCCCGAUGAGCAGAGGGCUGUCCACGUCGCAGCCGCCCCCGAAGCCGUCAGUCACCCGGAAGUAUUGGCCCUCAUCCUCGAGCGCCUGCCGGACGGCGCGCAGCUCGUGACCGCCGGCGCGCUGAGCCGCGGAUGGCGGCAGUGGGCGGCUGCGCGCGCCGCCGGCGCGGCGCUGCGGCGGCGGGGCGGCGAGCCCUUCAAGGCGAUCUUUGGCGAGCGGCUCGAGCGCCUGGCCGCGUUUGGCCUCCCGCUGUGGUUCGCCCGCCGCUGCUGGCCGCGCCUGACCGCGCCGCAGCGCCUCGCGGCCGCCAGCCGCGCCGCGUACCACGGCGACUGCGAGCAGCUGCGCUGGGCGCUCGCGGCGGGCUGCCCGCGUGACGCGUACCUGUGCGCGGCCGCGGCGGGCGGCGGCUGCCUCGAGGCGCUUCGGUUUCUGAGGGCCGAGGGGUGCCCCUGGGACGAGGAGACCGGCUGGGCGGCAGCGCACGGGGGGCAUCUGGAAGUGCUGCGGUGGCUGCACGGCGCCGGCUGCCCCUGGGGCGCGGCCACGUGCCACAUGGCGGCGCGGCGGGGCCACUUGGACGUGCUGCGGUGGCUGCACGGCGCCGGCCGCGCGCGGCUCAACGCCCCCAUCUUCCAGGCCGCGGCGUGGGGCGGGCACCUGGAAGUAUUGAAGUGGGCGCGCGGCGCCGGGUUCGCGUGGGACAGAUGGGCCUGCUUCCUGGCGGCGGAGGCGGGGCAUCUAGAGAUCCUGCGCUGGGCGCGGGGCGCGGGCUGCCCCUGGGACCGCGCGCAGUGCCUGGCGGCGGCGCAGAGGCACCCGCAGGUCGUCGAGUGGAUCAGCGGCCAGCCAGAGUAG
This is a messenger RNA of Monoraphidium neglectum, 861 nucleotides long. RefSeq lists its product as hypothetical. The transcript has a single exon. Bases 1 to 861 code for a protein of 286 amino acids. NCBI's taxonomy places the organism in Eukaryota, Viridiplantae, Chlorophyta, Chlorophyceae, Sphaeropleales, Selenastraceae. The record is from RefSeq and is a predicted model, not a curated record. Gene Ontology annotation, molecular function: protein binding.